This is a messenger RNA of Rhopilema esculentum, 3370 nucleotides long. Its product is annotated as copine-3. Gene Ontology annotation, cellular component: plasma membrane. Gene Ontology annotation, biological process: cellular response to calcium ion. The record is from RefSeq and is a predicted model, not a curated record. NCBI's taxonomy places the organism in Eukaryota, Metazoa, Cnidaria, Scyphozoa, Rhizostomeae, Rhizostomatidae. Gene Ontology annotation, molecular function: calcium-dependent phospholipid binding.
AUGGCUGCUGUACGCAACCCUGUUGCUCCCGGAUACCAAAGUGCGCCGUACCCACCUUCAGCACCAAGCCAACAGAUGCCUGCAAGCAGAAUGGACCUGUACAUUUCAUGCACAGGAUUGCUGAAAAUGGAUGCAACUUCACAUUCAGACCCCAUGGCUGUACUCCACAUGUACAACAAAGUUAGCAAAAAGUGGCAAGAGUGUGGCAGAACUGAAACAAUAAAGGAUACAGAGAAUCCAAAUUUUGCCACUCCGUUUGUUGUGGAUUACUUCUUUGAGGAAGUCCAGAAAGUUAAGAUCAGUGUUUAUGAUGCUGAUGACCCCAGAUCAAGUCUACACAGUGCAGAUUUUCUUGGCUCCAUUGAAUGCAACCUUUCCCAAAUUGCCUCCUCCAGAAAAUUUACAAAAGAACUUGGGUCUCAAUCUGGUCGCUGUGGAACAAUAACAAUAAGAUGUGAGGAAAUAUCAAGCAAUACAGAUAUGAUUUCUCUUUCCUUCAAAGCAAAUAAGUUGGAUAAAAAGGAUUUUCUUGGAAAAUCAGAUCCUUUUCUGGAGUUUUCAAGAUCAUCAGCAGACGGAGGUUUCAUGCUUGUACAUAGAACAGAGGUCAUAAAGAAUACACUGGAUCCAGUUUGGAAACCCUUUGAGAUUUCUGUCCAGAAACUUUGUAAUGGUGACCUGGAUAGACUUAUAAAGAUUGACUGUUAUGAUCAUGAUGAUGAUGGUGGCCAUGAUUUGAUUGGCAGCUGCACAACCAAUGUUCGCCAGAUGAUUGAGGCAAGUAAGCAUGAGAUAUCUUUACCAUGCAUUAACCCAAAGAAGCAACAGAAGAAGAAAAAUUACGUGAAUUCUGGGAUCAUCAUCUUAUCAUAUUCAAAGUACUUGAAAGGACAUUCAUUUGUUGAUUAUUUGAGUCAUGGCUGCCAAAUCCAUUUUACGGUUGCCAUUGACUUCACAGCAUCCAAUGGUAAUCCUAAUGCAACUACCUCACUACACUACAUAAACCCGUACCAACCCAACGAGUACACGGUCGCUUUACUCUCAGUCGGCGAAGUAGUUCAAGAUUAUGAUACGGACAAAAUGUUUCCUGCUCUUGGUUUUGGGGCUAGAAUCCCACCAAACUUUGCCGAAGCGCAUCACGAAUUUCCACUCAAUUUCGACUUUGCAAAUCCCUAUUGUGCAGGACUAAACGGAAUACUUGAUGCGUACCAGAAUGCACUGCGCUCAGUCCAAUUAUACGGACCAACUAACUUUAGUCCGGUUAUUCGACACGUUAGCAGAUUCGCAGCAGAGGAGUCAAAGACGGGGGUAGCUAAUGCGUACUUCAUACUCUUGAUAUUAACGGAUGGUGAAAUAACAGACAUGGAUGAAACAAUCAAAGCCAUUGUUGAAGCCUCAUACCUGCCAUUGUCUAUCAUUAUUGUUGGUGUUGGAAGUGCAAAUUUUUCAAAUAUGGAGUAUCUCGACGCAGACAAACAACGGUUGUCAUUUGGCGGGAAAACAGCUGCCAGAGAUAUUGUUCAGUUUGUGCCCUUCAGAGAAUUUAAAGGGGCUCCUCCGCAUUCCUUGGCAAAAUGUGUCCUCGCAGAAGUACCAGCUCAAGUCACGUCAUAUUUCAAGAUGAAAGGGAUAGCCCCAAAUAUUUAGUAGUAUUUCAGAUACUUUCUAGCUUUUCUAAUCUUUCCUUGUUUAGCUAACUGAACGUUGAAAUUUUGAAAUGCAAGAAUUUCACGCUGAAAUUUCAUAUUAAUGCUUCAAAAAGACAUAGUAUGAUUAUUUUUAAAAGGCCAGCCAAAGAUGGUCAGUGAUACUUUAAAAAAGAUAAAUGCGCGGCCAAAACUAACAACUCAGGCACAGCCUACUGUUCACCAACCACCACCCCUUCCUACUUUUGGCAAUUGAUACAAUUAUCUUAACUUGCAAAAAUCGUGUGAAUUUGAUCAUUUUAGCUACUUUAAGUUAAUUAUACUUCCGAUCCCACCCCUAAACUUAUGCAGUGGGCGAUCAGAUUGAUCUUCCCCUUCCGACCCCACCCUUCCGACCCCACCCUUCCGACCCCACCCUUCCGACCCCACCCUUCCGACCCCACCCUUCCGAUCCCACCCUUCCGAUCCCACCCUUCCGAUCCCACCCUUCCGAUCCCACCCUUCCGAUCCCACCCCAAGACUUUUAUCAUAUCACCACUGCUUACUUUAAUCGGAACGAAAUUUUCUCUUCGGGAAACGCUCUGUGAGUAAAAUUCUUAUUAGGCAAAUUUGAUUGGGUUACGGUUAUUUGAUUUUUCCAGUAACCGCCUCAUGUAUUAUAUCACAUCUUAUUCCGGUUAACAAUUUUUUUAAUUGACUGCGUGAUAUUAUAUAUUACACUGUGCUCCGGGUAUUUAAUUUUCCUAGUAACCUCCUCGUGUAUUAUAUCACAUCAUAUUCCGGUUAACAAUUGUUUAUUGACCGGGUCAUGCGAUAUAUUACACUGUGUUACGGUUAUUUAAUUAUUCUAGUAACUGCCUCAUGUAUUAUAUCACAUCCUAUUCUGGUUACCAAAUUUUAUUGACCGCGUCAUGCGAUAUAUUACACUGUGUUCCGAUUAUUAAGGUAUUUCAGUGACCGCAUCAUGUGAUAUACUGUGCUUCGGUUAUUACGUUUUCCAGUGACCACCUAAUAUUUUAUACUCUAUCAAAGAAUAGAGCUUACAGACUUCAAAUGGCAGACUUGGUUAGUUGGUUGGUGAGAAAGAAGCGUAAAAUAUGCAGGAGAGAAAAAUAGUUCUGUACACGCCUUGAAGCAACUGCAAAUAAGAGAAAAUCUCCCUUAACUUUUAUGUGACAAUUUUUUUCAUAAAAACAGGUUUAUAAGAACACGAGCCUCGAAACUGGUAAAAAAACAAAGUAAAAACAAGCUGAGGCAAAGGUGCUGUGAAAUGAAAUUUUGAACAAAGUUUGUUUACAUACCCUUCCAAUUAUUGGCAUGACCUGUCAAGAUCCCACCAAAGAAAGGAGAGUAGAAAUUUUAAGCCUAUUUCUUCUACUAAGACAAUGUCGGAACAAAUUGAGAGCUAUCCAACCUCAAAUUUUCAAAAGAAUUAAGAACAGAUAGCCUGAACGUCAAUGUAUUGUUUCUUAUAAAAAAUAAGUUUAGUUUUUGCUUCAUAAUUUAGCAAGGUAUUGAUAACAUAUAUUUUGUAAAACAUAUUUACGGGUAAUUUGCUGGUUGUUGGGUUUAUUUUCUUUUUUAAUUAUAAGGAUCUUAAUUUCAUUGUCACUUAAAUAUUAAUACAUAUCAAAGUAUGCUUUUAAUUUUGACACUUUACACCUUUAAGAUUAUCCGUUGAUUUAAUAAAAUACCAUAUGUAGUAAGAAUCGAGUAUACUCUAA